AUGCCUGAUGCUCGUUCCGAUCCGGACGGAGGCCCGUGUCGGAGGACCUACUGUGGUCGGGGCAGACAGUGCGUGCUGAUGGCAGAGACCGGGCGGGCGGAGUGUGUCUGUCAGGAGAAAUGCCACCCCUCCUUCGUGCCGGUCUGCGGCUCGGACGGCCGCUUCUACGAGAACCACUGCGAGGUUUACCGGACCGCCUGCCUGGAGAGGAGGCGGAUCUACGUGGUGCACAGCAAAGACUGCUUCUUCAAAGUCUUUGAGCAGCACAGCCUUCAUAUGAUGUAA
This is a messenger RNA of Menidia menidia (Atlantic silverside), 285 nucleotides long. NCBI's taxonomy places the organism in Eukaryota, Metazoa, Chordata, Actinopteri, Atheriniformes, Atherinopsidae. The record is from the annotation of a GenBank genome assembly.